AUGGAGGGAGUCGAUCUUACCAAAGCAAUGCUCAACAAGGGCAAACAAAUGGCAAGUGUCGCUGCUUCAGCUGCCAAUGGCAAUGGCGGCAAGAAAAGGAGAAAGGGCACUGAUUUGAAGCCCAUCGUCACCAAUGAAGGAACCCCCACUGAAUCCACCGGUGCCGCUCCAAACUCCAGAUCCGGAUCGCGCUCGUCGUCUGCGUCGUCGGGCGAAGAACUCGAGGCCACUGCCGAGGAAGAAGACUCUGAGGAUUACUGCAAGGGCGGAUACCACCCGGUCGCGGUGGGCGAAACAUACAACAAUGGCCGCUAUGUGGUGGUGCGCAAGCUCGGUUGGGGCCAUUUCUCUACGGUUUGGUUGUCAAGAGAUACCACGACCGGAAAACACGUUGCGCUGAAGGUCGUUCGGUCGGCCGCACACUACACCGAAACCGCGAUCGAUGAGAUCAAGCUCCUCAACCGAAUCGUGCAAGCGAAACCAUCCCACCCCGGUCGGAAGCAUGUCGUCAGUUUGUUGGACUCGUUUGAACACAAGGGACCGAAUGGUGUCCAUGUCUGCAUGGUGUUUGAAGUCCUUGGCGAGAACUUGUUGGGAUUGAUCAAGCGCUGGAACCAUCGUGGUAUCCCGAUGCCGCUCGUCAAGCAAAUCACAAAGCAGGUGCUGUUGGGCCUAGAUUAUAUGCACCGCGAGUGUGGGAUCAUCCAUACAGAUCUCAAGCCGGAGAAUGUGUUGAUCGAGAUUGGCGACGUCGAGCAGAUCGUCAAGGCGCAUGUCAAGGAGGAAGCGAAGAAGGAAGCCAAAGAGGACAACCGGAAUGGCCGUAGACGGCGGCGCACCUUGAUCACCGGCAGUCAGCCGUUGCCUAGUCCUCUCAACACCAGCUUUAGCAGCUUUGACUUCAAACAUAGCUCGUCCAACUCCCAUAGCAGUCUCAGCCAGAUCGUCAACGAAAACACAGAUACCCCGUCAAUGAAAGAGCUGCUCGGCGUCAAGGAAGAAGAUGAGAAGCAGUACCAGCGCGAGAAGACCGCUGAUCUUCUGGAGCGAGAAGUGUCUGGUAUUUCUCUUGAUAAAGGUUCUACUAAGUCCACAGAAGAAGAAAUUGACGCCAACAUCAUCUCCGUCAAAAUCGCUGAUCUAGGCAACGCAUGCUGGGUCGGCCACCACUUCACCAACGACAUUCAAACCCGCCAAUACCGUUCACCCGAGGUCAUCCUGGGUUCUAAAUGGGGCGCGAGUACCGACGUGUGGAGCAUGGCAUGCAUGGUCUUUGAAUUGAUCACCGGAGACUACCUGUUUGACCCACAAUCAGGGACCAAGUAUGGCAAAGACGACGACCACAUUGCCCAGAUCAUUGAACUCCUCGGUCCCUUCCCCAAAUCUCUCUGCCUGUCUGGAAAAUGGUCCCAAGAUAUCUUCAAUCGCAAGGGUGAGCUGCGCAACAUUCAUCGACUCCGCCACUGGGCCCUGCCCGAUGUCCUCAGAGAAAAGUACCACUACUCGAUGGAAGAAAGCAUGCGCAUCAGUGAACUCCUACUACCCAUGCUGGAUCUGUCACCAGAGAAACGUGCCAAUGCCGGUGGAAUGUCGUCUCAUGAGUGGAUGAAGGACACACCAGGGAUGGAUGGGAUUGAUCUAGGCAUUCCCCCUGGAACCCGCGGAGAGGGCAUUGAAGGCUGGGCUACUGAGGUCAAGAAGCGAUGA
Molecule: messenger RNA, 1707 nt
Organism: Penicillium arizonense
Lineage: Eukaryota; Fungi; Ascomycota; Eurotiomycetes; Eurotiales; Aspergillaceae
Product: serine/threonine-protein kinase
Exons: 5
Coding region: 1-1707 (568 amino acids)
Biological process (GO): spliceosomal complex assembly; protein phosphorylation; regulation of mRNA processing
Molecular function (GO): ATP binding; protein kinase activity
Source: RefSeq, a predicted model, not a curated record